GACGAGCGAAAUUUACUGAAGCGCAGCGCUGGUUGUUUUGGUCUCCUGAAAACCUCUAUUAAAAUUAAGAAAAAUUGCAAUUAACUUGGAUUUUUUCGAAGCAGUUGGUCUAUAAAUAUUCGAAAAACUUUCUUCAUAAACUAGAUCACAAUGUUGUACCUAGAGGACUACCUAGAAAUGAUCGAGCACCUCCCGCAGGAGCUCCGGGAUAGAUUCACUGAAAUGCGAGAGAUGGAUCUUCAAGUUCAGAAUUCUGCAGAUAGCCUGGAAAAACAGGUCAAAGUAUUCUUCAGCAAGGCUAAGAAACUAAAGCAAACUGAAAGGGAUGUUGAACAUGCAACGAUCCUAAAAGACUAUUAUAAGGCUCUUGAAAUUGCCGACGAAAAAGUUCAGCUGGCGAGUCAAAUUUUUGACCUGGUCGACCGCUACUUAAGGAGGUUGGAUCAAGAAUUGCAUAAAUUUAAAAUGGAGCUGGAGGCUGACAACAAGGGCAUCACAGAAAUACUCGAAAAGAGGUCUUUGGAUCUUGACCAACCGGUGCAAAGUGCUCAAAAAGAGAACCGUUAUAGCUUGGGGAUGCAAAGGACCCAAGCCGAAAAACGAUCCAGCAGUGGAACCCUUCAUGCUUUGAUAGAGAAAAAAAUGGCUGUCGAAAGGACCGUCGGUGGUUCUAGUUCUCAACAUCAACAACAACAGCAUCAACAAAUUGAAGCCCGCCCCAUUAGCAACAGCAUGGCCAUGAUCCCUGUGCAGCAGCAAGUUAAUUUCUCGCUCAGCCAUAUCGGUGCCGGAAGUUCCGCAAUAGCAGCAGCUGCCUCGCAGGCGAUUGCAGCUACUCAACAGAUGCAACAGGGUCGAAGGACUGCAAGCUUGAAGGCUAGUUACGAAGCCAUCAACACGGGCAUCAACCCCCACGAACUGAGCAUCGGGCGAGAACUUGCUGGUGCUGCUCAGUCUGCCAUUGCUGCUGCUAUCUUGCCAGAGCAGCCUAAGAAACAAAAGAGCCGAAGGACAAGCACAGCAGCAUCAAUGGUGAAUUCUCCUGCCAACUCGACCAGUUCUACUUCCGCAAUGACUACGUCCACCAUGCUCUCAAUGACCGUCGAACCCUCUCCUCCAGCCGUUGCGACUGACGAGGUGUAUGAAAAUAUUACAGACGGGAAUGCCGAAAGUAGUGAUUGGGCAUAUGAUCCAAAUGAGCCUAGAUACUGCUUUUGCAACCAGGUGUCCUAUGGAGACAUGGUUGCUUGCGAUAAUGAAGAUUGUCCUUUCGAGUGGUUCCACUACCCCUGUGUGAACAUUACGGCGCCUCCCAAAGGCAAGUGGUACUGCCCCCGGUGCACAACAAGUAUGAAACGCCGUGGAUCUCGCAAAUAAGUAGGCAACAGUUAUUUCCCUAAUGUAUGCCCUUUUUGGAAUUGUGUAUUACGGACUGAUGCGGUACACGACAAAACGCUUAUUUAUCGUUCGUUGGAAGUUACAUUUUAACGACUGCUUUUAAAAUUGUUAUUAUUUGGCUCAAGGUUUUUUUCCUAGUAAAGGAGUUCAGCAGUGUAAAUUAAUUACAAUAAAUAAUUGGAUUUAUUAAUACAAAUCAUGCAAACAACA
Molecule: messenger RNA, 1608 nt
Organism: Neocloeon triangulifer
Lineage: Eukaryota; Metazoa; Arthropoda; Insecta; Ephemeroptera; Baetidae
Product: inhibitor of growth protein 3-like
Exons: 9
Coding region: 151-1377 (408 amino acids)
Biological process (GO): regulation of DNA-templated transcription
Cellular component (GO): NuA4 histone acetyltransferase complex
Source: RefSeq, a predicted model, not a curated record